Molecule: messenger RNA, 1600 nt
Organism: Hipposideros armiger (great roundleaf bat)
Lineage: Eukaryota; Metazoa; Chordata; Mammalia; Chiroptera; Hipposideridae
Gene: GJA4
Product: gap junction protein alpha 4
Exons: 2
Coding region: 101-1099 (332 amino acids)
Biological process (GO): cell-cell signaling
Cellular component (GO): connexin complex
Molecular function (GO): gap junction channel activity
Source: RefSeq, a predicted model, not a curated record
GGCGCGGUCCAGCAGGGCUCCCGAGAGUGCCGCUCAGCUUUUGUGCGUCCCCACUGCCACCUGGGCCGCCUGGCAGGCAGGCGACGGAUGCCCAGGAGCCAUGGGCGACUGGGGCUUCCUUGAGAAACUGCUGGACCAGGUCCAGGAGCACUCGACUGUGGUGGGCAAGGUCUGGCUGUCGGUGCUCUUCAUCUUCCGGAUCCUCAUCCUGGGCCUGGCCGGGGAGUCCGUGUGGGGCGAUGAGCAGUCGGAUUUCCAGUGCAAUACGGCCCAGCCAGGCUGCACCAACGUCUGCUACGACCAGGCCUUCCCCAUCUCCCACGUCCGCUACUGGGUGCUGCAGUUCCUCUUCGUCAGCACCCCCACCCUGAUCUACCUGGGCCACGUCAUUUACCUGUCUCGGCGCGAGGAGCGGCUGCGGCAGAAGGAAGGGGAGCUUCGGGCCCUGCCACAAAAGGACCCACAAGUGGAGCGGGCGCUGGCAACCAUAGAGCGCCAGAUGGCCAAGAUCUCAGUGGCAGAAGAUGGCCGCAUGCGGAUCCGUGGGGCGCUGAUGGGCACCUAUGUGGCGAGCGUGAUCUGCAAGAGCGUGCUGGAGGCAGGCUUCCUGUAUGGCCAGUGGCGCCUCUACGGCUGGACCAUGGAGCCUGUGUUUGUGUGCCAUCGACGACCCUGCCCCCACUUCGUGGACUGCUUCGUCUCCCGCCCCACGGAGAAGACCAUCUUCAUCAUCUUCAUGCAGGUGGUCGGACUCAUUUCCCUGCUGCUCAACCUGCUGGAGCUGGUGUACCUGCUGUGCCGCUAUCUCAUCCAGAGGAUAAAGGCUGGACAGGGCCAGGAUUCCUCCCCAGCCCAGGGGACUGCCUCAGAGCCUUACGCUGACCAGGUCUUCUACCUCCCCAUGGGCAAGGAGCCCUCAUCCGAGCCAUGCCCCACCUACAGCGGGCUCUCAUCCACUGAGCAGAACUGGGCCAACCUGACUACAGAGGAGAGGCUGGCUUCUUCCGGGCCCCCCCUUUUCCUGGGCCUGUCCCCCCAGAGUAACCGGAAAUCCCCCAGUAACUCCAGCAGCUCUACUUCCAAGAAGCAGUAUUUGUAGAGGCCUGGGGCUUAUGUCACCCAAUAGUGGAUGCCCCCUCCUCGAAGGCUCUGCAGAGACGACUAGAGCUGGAGGAAGUGGGUGCUUGCUGGUCAGAGGGCCUCACUGUAGGCUGUUUUUGAGCACCUGGGACCUUCCUGGAGACCAGAGGACACCAUGGUCUCCCCUCCAGAAUGUGGUUUUACCCCAGGCACAGACAGAGCCAGCUUGGGGUGCUCCUGGCCAAAGGUGUUGUGGGCUCUCUGGCCUUUUUCACUUGGUUCAGAGGGACCUGGAGCCAGGUUACUCCACCCCCACCAUGAUGGAAGACUCUGCUCCAGCCAGGUUGUCCUCACACCCUCUCCUCACAGGAAGAGGCUGGUCAGGGCUGCUGGGUCGGCCUUGGUUACACACAGAGCCUGUGCUGGAUCUGGCCCUGUCAAGGGGACUGGUGUCUUGUUCUCAUCACUCCUUCCUAGUUCCACUGUUUAUGCUUCUAAAAUAAAUAGGACUUGAUCACAA